GAAGCUGCUCUUCACAGGGAUGAUGUGGAGUUUAUCAGUGACCUGAUCGCCUGCCUUCUUCAAGGUUGCUAUCAGCGCAGAGACAUCACAUCCCAGACCUUUCACAGCUACCUGGAGGACAUCAUCAACUACCGCUGGGAGCUGGAGGAAGGGAAACCCAACCCCUUGCGGGAGUCCACCUUUCAGGAGCUGCCCCUGCGCACCCGGGUGGAGAUCCUGCACCGCCUCUGUGACUACCGCCUCGACGCAGAUGAUGUCUUCGACCUUCUCAAGGGCUUGGACGCCGACAGCCUCCGCGUGGAGCCGCUGGGCGAGGACAGCAGCGGCGCCCUAUACUGGUACUUCUACGGCACGCGGAUGUACAAGGAGGACCCGGUGCAGGGGAAAACCAACGGAGAGCUGGCUCCAGACAGGGGAUGCGGGGGGCAGACAAACACCCCAAAUGUUCCUGGGAAAACAGGCAAGAGACGAGGGCGACCCCCAAAGCGGAAAAAACUACUGGAAGAAAAUUUGUUGAGGGAGAAGGCAGAAGAGAACUUACUAAUCCGUGAGACUCAGAUAAGAAAUGGGUCCCAAGGGCCUGGCCGUGGGACAUGGUGGCUGCUGUGUCAGACGGAAGAGGAGUGGAGGCAGGUCACAGAGAGCUUCAGAGAGAGGACUUCCCUUAGAGAGCGGCAGCUCUACAAACUCUUGAGUGAAGACUUCCUGCCGGAGAUCUGCAACAUGAUUGCACAGAAGGAGAAGCGUCUGCAGCGGACAGAGUUUUCUCCCAGGUGGAUGUCUGACCAUCAGCCCAUCAAACCAAUCAAGCAGGAGGUAAACCCAAACGUGCUGAGUUCCGUGGAGAAGCAGAGGCGCAGGGAGGAAGAGGAGGAGCGCCAAAUCCUUAUAGCAGUGCAGAAGAGGGAGCAGGAGCAGCUGCUAAAGGAGGAGAGGAAGAGAGAGAUGGAGGAGAAAGUCAAAGCGGUGGAAGAACGAGCCAGAAGGAGGAAACUACGUGAAGAGCGGGCCUGGCUGCUGGCACAGGGGAAGGAGCUUCCCCCUGAGCUUUCCCACUUGGAUCCCAGUUCCCCUACCAGGGAAGAGCGAAGGACCAAGGAUCUCUUUGAACUGGACGAUGAGUUCACAGCCAUGUACAAAGUUCUAGAUGUGGUAAAGGCUCACAAGGACUCUUGGCCCUUCUUGGAGCCCGUCGAUGAAUCCUAUGCUCCCAACUACUACCAGAUCAUUAAGGCCCCCAUGGACAUCUCUAGCAUGGAGAAGAAGUUGAAUGGAGGUCAGUACUGCACCAAGGAAGAAUUUGUGGGCGAUAUGAAGACCAUGUUCAGGAACUGUCUUAAGUACAAUGGUGAAGGCAGUGAAUAUACCAAGAUGGCUUACAACUUAGAGAGGUGUUUUCACCGAGCAAUGAUGAAGCACUUCCCUGGUGAAGAUGGAGACACAGAUGAGGAGUUUUGGAUCAGAGAAGACGGAAGGCGAGAGAAGAGGAGCCGGCGGACCGGUCGCUCCAGCACAGGCAGUGUUUGGACUCGGUCACGAGACCCAGAUGGACCAGGGAAGAGGCAGCAACGCCUGGAAAAUGGAGGAAAACCUCCACCAUAUCGAGCUACUUCCAGGGCUCCUGCUUCUUCCUCCUCCUCUUCUUCCUCCUCCUUCUCAUCAUCCUCUGCAGAGGAUCCAAGUGGCAACAUGAUGCAGCCUUCUCGAGAAGUGGGCCCUUCCAAUGGGCGAGGCUUCCCUCGGUCUCUGCAGUAUGGCGGCAUGCCCAGCCCUGUGCCACAUCCCGGCCAGAUGAGACCAGCCGUGCCAGGAACAUUUGGUCCACUGCGUGGAUCAGAUCCCACAAAACUGUACGGCUCGCCCCGAGUGCCUGAGCCCCACCCUGGUGACCCAGUCCAACAGCACCAGCACUUUGCUAUGCAGCCAACCGUGGGACUGAGUGAGCACCGUGGGCACAGGCUGGCCACCCCGGAGAAGCAGACCUGCGGUGGACCGACUCACGUCACUGGCCUCGGUCCCCAGCCGGGCACCCUGCAGCUGGGGCGCGUGAGCGGCCCCCCGCCCGACUCGGCCCAGUUCCAGCAGGGCUUCCUCCCGCCAAGGCACAAUGGGCCCCCUGUGAGGCCACCAGAGAGCUCAGAGGUCCCCCCGGGACACAUGUAUCGGCCCUACAAGUACCUGAACCGCGCUCAUCCAGCCCUGUGGAACGGCAGUCAUGGCCCUGCUGGCCAUGGCACCAUGGGGCCAGAGGAGAAGGCACCGAUGGGGCCGGGGCCCUCACUCCAGCCCCGUGCCCUGGGUCAUAUGAUGGACCCCCGGGCCAUGAGGCCACCUCUGCCUCCCAGCCAGUGGACUGAGCAAUCAAAUUUCCUACCUCAUGGGGUGCCUCCCUCAGGGUAUAUCAGACCGUCUGGGAAAGCCGCUGGUCAGAGGAUGCCGCAGCCGCCAUCCUCUCUGUUCGGGGGACCACCUCAGGUUCAAAGAGGGUGCCAGGGCGGGGAGUCCAUGAUGGACAGCCCAGAGAUGAUCGCCAUGCAGCAGCUGUCCUCCCGCGUGUGCCCACCGGGUGUGCCUUACCACCCUCGCCAGCCACCCCCACCGCACCUCCCUGGACCCUUUCCCCAGCUGGCUCACGCUGCCUCCACUGCAGGCGUGCAGCCUCCAAAACCCAUCGUGGGGAACGGGAACUCACAGGAUCCGACCGGUCAGACCAUGGAGCCAGAGAGCAACCAAG
This is a messenger RNA of Mesitornis unicolor (brown roatelo), 2734 nucleotides long. It is a transcript of the gene CECR2, whose product is annotated as cat eye syndrome chromosome region, candidate 2. The record is from RefSeq and is a predicted model, not a curated record. Gene Ontology annotation, cellular component: CERF complex. The annotation marks the transcript as partial. Gene Ontology annotation, molecular function: protein binding. Gene Ontology annotation, biological process: chromatin remodeling. NCBI's taxonomy places the organism in Eukaryota, Metazoa, Chordata, Aves, Mesitornithiformes, Mesitornithidae. The transcript has 15 exons.